Molecule: messenger RNA, 1132 nt
Organism: Miniopterus natalensis
Lineage: Eukaryota; Metazoa; Chordata; Mammalia; Chiroptera; Miniopteridae
Gene: TAFA1
Product: TAFA chemokine like family member 1
Biological process (GO): regulation of neuroblast proliferation; neuroblast differentiation
Molecular function (GO): receptor ligand activity
Source: RefSeq, a predicted model, not a curated record
CAAUAUUGUAAAUGAUGGCUUGCUCUACGGUCGAGGCAUAGAUCUUGCCUCUGAAACUCCUUCUGGCUGAAGACAAUUUCUUCUGAUUUUAAGUCCAGCCGAAAAGACAGAUUCCAUCAGGAGAUUACAAAAUGCCUCUGAGAAAUGAUUACUUAGUUUAGAAGCUAGCACAGUGAUUAAAAAUUCAUGACUGUAGAAUUAAAAAAAGAAUCCGCUCUUUCCUUUCAGGCUUGUGUCAGACUUGCCAUGAAGUUAGAAUGGAAAGGAGUCCGCAGCUUUUCAAUGCCUGGAACAGCUAGAACUUAAAGAUCACUGUGUGAAACAGGGUGUUCGGUUUCGAUACUCUGUUUCAGACUGCCUUAGCCACAGGCAACCUUUAACUUAUUUUUGUUUUUUGGCAAUCCUUGGAGUCCGUGUUCCUGAAUUUCAAAAUUGAAGUCCUGAUCUUCUAGAGAGUGCUUUGCUUCAAUCCCACCUCAUGGCAUGACCUCUGCUGGGUCAUUUGUUCUAGUAGCAAAGGGGCAUGACGUCCGAGACCCCCCUUCUCUCAUCAGCAGAGCUGACUGAGCUGGGGGCCUGAAGCUGGGGCUAAUCCUCCCUGUCUGAUGUCCUCCUAGAGCAUGGCGAUGGUCUCUGCGAUGUCCUGGGUCCUGUACCUGUGGAUAGGUGCUUGUGCAAUGCUGCUCUGCCAUGGAGCCCUUCAGCACACCUUCCAGCAGCACCACCUGCACAGACCAGAAGGAGGGACAUGUGAAGUGAUAGCCGCGCACAGAUGUUGUAAUAAGAACCGCAUCGAGGAACGGUCCCAAACUGUCAAGUGCUCCUGUCUACCUGGGAAAGUGGCCGGCACAACCAGAAACCGGCCUUCCUGUGUGGACGCCUCCAUCGUGAUUGGGAAGUGGUGGUGUGAGAUGGAGCCUUGCCUUGAGGGGGAAGAGUGCAAGACCCUCCCCGACAAUUCUGGAUGGAUGUGCGCUACCGGCAAUAAAAUUAAGACCACAAGAAUUCACCCAAGAACCUAACAGAAGCAUUUGUUAUAGUAAAAAGGAAAACCAACUCUGCGGAAAGUACAUUUUGAGAAUUUAAACCAUCUAGCCCAUUACAAGCCAAAUGGACUUCUUAUCGCACUUUG